GUUGUUUUACCCUCAGGAAUCUUUCUAGUAUGCUGCUACUAAGAAAGCUCUAACGACCAAAAUAGAUUUGGGAUAUAAUGUAUGUGGUUAGACUUUACUCAAAAGUGUCUCUCAUCACUAUAGUCAGCAUAUAGAUUAUCCAAUGCUUCAAAUAUGAGUUUGUCAGGAGCUCGUUAGCGCUGUAGUAGCAACUUGUUUCCGUGGCAACGACGCCUUCAGUCAGGGACAUUACCAGUGUAAAACACCAGAAGAGAAAGGAUGCGACUGAAAACAUCUCUGCUGAAGGAGCCCAAACACAGAGAGCUGGUCAGUUGUGUGGGAUGGACCAGUGCAGAUGAGCUUUACUCCUGCAGCGAUGACCACCAAAUACUCAAGUGGAACCUGCUCACCAAUGACACCAGUGUUGUGGUUAAACUCCAGGAUGAGAUUUAUCCAAUCGACCUGCACUGGUUCCCUAAGACUGUCAGCGGAAAGAAACAAGCCGUGGCGGAGAUUUUUGCCCUCACCAGCUCUGAUGGUAAACUGCACCUUGUGAGUAAAUCAGGUCGUAUAGAGAAGAGUGUGGAGGCCCAUAGAGGAGCUGUGCUCGCUGGACGCUGGAAUUAUGAUGGGACCGCUCUUAUCACAGCUGGUGAAGACGGACAACUGAAGAUCUGGUCUAAGAGUGGGAUGCUGAGGUCUACUUUAGCUCAACAAGCUACUCCUGUGUACUCUGUGGCGUGGGCUCCAGACUCUGGCCGGGUCCUUUAUACAUCAGGUCGACAGCUGGUUGUGAAGCCACUACAGCCCAACUCAAAAGUCCUGCAGUGGAAAGCUCACGAUGGAGUCAUUCUGAAGGUGGACUGGAGUGCGGUCAAUGAUCUAAUUCUGUCAGGGGGAGAAGACUGCAAAUAUAAGGUGUGGGACAGCUACGGGCGGCUCCUCUUCUCCAGUGCUCCUCAUGAUUACCCGAUCACCUCUGUGGCCUGGGCUCCUGACGGGGAGCUGUUUGCCAUGGGCUCCUUCCACACGCUCAGGCUGUGUGACAAGACUGGGUGGUCAUACUCUCUGGAGAAGCCCAGCACCGGGAGUCUCCUGAGUCUGUGCUGGUCUGCAGAUGGCACUCAGCUGGCAGGAGCCUGUGGGAACGGACACGUGCUGUUUGCUCAUAUCGUGGAGCAGCGCUGGGAGUGGAAGAACUUUGAAAUCACUCUGACCAAGAGACGCACUAUGCAGGUCAGAAACGUGCUGAAUGAUGCAGUGGAUGUCCUGGAGUUCAGAGAUCGGGUCAUCAAGGCAUCGCUGGCUCAUGGUCAUCUGGUGGUCACCACUUCUCUGCAGUGUUACGUCUACAGUGCUAAGAACUGGAAUACUCCAUUGAUCUUUGACCUGAAGGAGGGUACGGUCAGUCUCAUUGUGCAGGCGGAAAGACACUUUCUGUUGGUGGAUGGAGCGGAGGUGUAUGUGUACUCCUAUGAGGGUCGUCUGGUUUCGUCCCCCAAAAGUCCCGGCAUGAGAAUGGACAUCCUGAACUCUCAGUCCAUCUCACUGAGCAACGACACCAUCGCCAUACGGGACACCACCGAUGAACGAGUCGUCUUUCUGUUUGAGGCUCAGACAGGAAAAGCCAUUGGUGACGGCAAACCUUUGAUUCACAAGAUUGAGGUUGUGCUAAUCGCGCUGGAUCAGUGUGGCUCGUCUAAUGACAGAAGGAUUGCACUGAUUGAUAAGAAUCGUGACCUCUACCUGACCUCUGUGAGGAAACUGGGCCGAGCCCACAGCAUCUAUAAGAUCGGUUCGAUGGUGGACACGAUGGCCUGGAACGACUCUGCAAACAUCUUGUGUGGAAUCCAGGACAACCAGUUCACAGUGUGGUAUUACCCGAGUGUAGUGUUUGUGGACAAAGACCUGCUGCCCAAAACCAUCUUCACCAAGGACAGCAGUGAAUUCAGUCGUCCUCCUCAGAUGGUGAGCUAUGUGGGCAGUCAGGUGACAGUCAGACGUGUGGACGGCUCUCUAGUAUGCACUGCGGUGUCGCCGUACCCCACUUUACUGCAUGAGUACACCAGCAGCGCCCGCUGGGAGGAUGCUCUCCGCAUCUGCCGCUUCGCCAAGGAUCAGACGCUCUGGUCGUGUUUGGCUGGUUUGGCGAUGGCCAACAGGGAGCUGAGCACAGCAGAGGUGGCGUACGCAGCUAUAGGAGAGAUUGAUAAGGUGCAGUACAUCAACUUCAUUAAAGAUCUGCCGUCCAAAGACUCAUGUUUGGCUCACAUCCUGCUGUUCAGUGGACACGUGCAGGAGGCCGAGGCCACGCUCCUGCAGGCCAACCUUAUUUACCAUGCCAUCCAGAUCCACAUCAACCUCUACAACUGGGACAGGGCGCUGGAGUUAGCGGUCAAGUACAAAACCCACGUGGACACGGUGCUCGCUCACAGACACAAGUUCCUGCAGGACUUUGGCAAACAGGAGACCAACAAGAGAUUCCUGCAGUACUCUGAGGGAGUGGAGGUGGACUGGGAGAAGAUCCAGGCUAAAAUUGAAAUGGAGUUCGCUAAGGAGCGGGAAAGAGCAGCCAACUCGUCUGUCAGAAGCAGUGUGUCUGUUAGGCGAUAAACACACACUUUCUUAUCUAGUUCAGGUAAAUCCAGGCUGGACAGACACUGAUUUAUGCACACACACACUGUCAACAUGCAUCAUGUCUGGUUCUGUUUUAUUUAUCUGAUCACUUUGUAACAACGUCUUUCAGAAAAGUGUCUUUCA
This is a messenger RNA of Danio aesculapii, 2739 nucleotides long. It is a transcript of the gene ift80, whose product is annotated as intraflagellar transport 80 homolog (Chlamydomonas). Gene Ontology annotation, cellular component: centrosome; intraciliary transport particle B; cilium. Bases 259 to 2592 code for a protein of 777 amino acids. Gene Ontology annotation, molecular function: protein binding. Gene Ontology annotation, biological process: cilium assembly. NCBI's taxonomy places the organism in Eukaryota, Metazoa, Chordata, Actinopteri, Cypriniformes, Danionidae. The transcript is spliced from 20 exons. The record is from RefSeq and is a predicted model, not a curated record.